AAUUAUGAGAUAGUGGAGUGUUGUGAUGUGGUUGUGGGACAUGUGGGGGGUGCUGUGGGCCGUGGAGGCGGUGGCGCAGCUGUCUGCGGUGCUGGCAACGCCGCUGGACCCCGCGCCGCCGAUACCGCAAGGGUUGUCACUGUCGCCGUUUGUGCGGCACUGGCAGCCGGCGGCGUAUGCGCAGCUGGGCGGCCGCCGGCACUCCCGCGCCGCGCUGCCGCCGCCCGAGCCCCCGCCACCGCCGCUGCGUCUGACCUUCCACGCACACAACAGGGAGUUCAAGCUGAUUCUGAGGCCGGACCCCAGCUCGGUGUUUGCAGACGGCGUCCAGUUUCACUCGACAGGCGGCCAGAUGGACUAUAACACUGCUCAUGUCUACUCUGGAAAGCUCGAAGAUGACGAAUCAUCGCACGUUUACGGUGUUAUCACGGCUGAUGGUCUUUUUGAUGGGACGAUAUGGACACCUACGGAGGAGUACUACGUAGAACCUAUAUCUCGAUACAACAUAGACCAUCCAUCCAUGCACAGCGUCAUCUACCGCCGGUCAGACGUGGAACACCCCUACGACACUAGUGAAGGAGCACCGUGUGCGUCACAUCUACUUCAUAUGAAAAGAACUUUAGGACAAGAAGUUGAAUUAUUCAACUUUACUGAUCAACGAAACAUUAAAAGUUCUACCACGAAUAAUUUUAGCGAUGACUUACGUAGCGAAAUUCAUAGACGAAAAAAACGAUGGCUCCCCGAAGACGAAAUGCAAGAUGACGAGCCAAAGAAAAACCCUGAACUACCUUUAGACCUAGAUGUUCCUUACACUAGCAACAGUGAGCCAAGUGAUAAGUUAAGCACGAGAAAACCUAAAACCAAAAUCGAUAAGAGUAACCUCAUUACUAAGGUGCGACUUGAUUCUGAAGAGUCAAGACCUAAGCCAAAGACGCACGUCGAAGUGAUAAAAACGAAAGCAGGAGUUGUAACUGUUAGUAAGGAUAUAGUUAAAAAGGAACCGGUAGGGUACACCGUGUUGUCUGCGAAUGCCAGUGACGACGGUCGACAUGUGAACAAGAGAGCUACCGUUGAUCCAAGAAAAACCACGUGCCUCGUUUAUUUGCAGGCAGAUCACAUGUUUUAUCAAAGAUACGGCUCCGAGGAAGCGUGUAUUGAAGUUAUGACGCGUCACGUCCAGAAAGUCAACGCGAUAUACAAAGUGACAGACUUUAAUCAAGAUGGAAAGCCAGACAACAUAACGUUCAUGAUCAAACGAAUAAAAGUCCACACUUUGGAUGCACUUAAGGACCCCGCAUAUCGGUUUCCCAACAACUAUGGCGUCGAAAAGUACUUGGAGCUGUUUUCAGAGGAAGAUUACGACGCCUUUUGUCUGGCGUACAUGUUUACUUAUCGCGACUUUGAAAUGGGUACCCUGGGUUUGGCGUGGACCGGUGAUCUGAAAAAUGCUGGCGGUGUCUGCGAAAAGAACGGGCAUUACCGCGGCAGUAUGAAGUCCCUGAACACGGGCAUCGUGACUCUGUUGAACUACGGCAAGCACGUGCCGCCGGCCGUCUCCCACGUGACUCUGGCACAUGAGAUCGGACACAACUUCGGAUCGCCGCACGACCCUGAAGUUUGCACCCCUUUCGGUGAAGACGGCAACUACAUAAUGUUCGCGCGAGCCACUAGCGGCGACAGGAAGAACAAUAACAAGUUUUCGCCAUGCUCGCUCCGAGCUAUUGAUCCCGUUCUCAAUAACAAGGCGAGAUCUCCUAAGGGAUGCUUUACCGAACCUCAACCGGCAAUAUGCGGUAAUGGCGUUGUGGAAGAGGGCGAGGAGUGCGACUGCGGCUGGGCCUCCGAGUGCACUGACGUGUGCUGCCGCCCUCAGGCCGCCAGACCGCACUACAAGCCAUGCACUCUCACGGAGCACAGCGUCUGCAGUCCUAGUCAGGGUCCGUGCUGCACAGCAUCAUGUACUCUUAAGUUCGGCGACAAGUGUCGCUCGGACAACGGCUGUCGCGACGCGGCCUUCUGCGACGGCAAACGUGCCGGUUGCCCCGCUAGCAGGCACAAGCCCAACAGGACACGCUGCGAUAAGGAACUCGUUUGCUAUAUGGGAGAGUGUACGGGCUCGAUCUGCCUGGCGUACGGGCUGGAGUCGUGCCAGUGCCCGGCGCGCAGCGAGGACCCGCGCUCGGCCUGCGAGCUGUGCUGCCGGCGCCCGGGCGGCGCCUGCCUGUCCUCCUUCCACUGGAACACCGCGCCCUUCGACGUGCCCGACAUGUAUGCGAAGCCUGGCACGCCCUGCAAUGAUUAUAACGGGUAUUGCGACGUGUUCCAACGUUGCCGCGAGGUGGAUCCUUCCGGUCCGCUGGCUACUCUCCGCAAACUUCUUCUAUCAGACGAAAGCAUCGCAGGCUUUAAGCGAUGGGUGCUCAAACACUGGUACGCCGUGCUGCUCAUACUGCUCGCCGUAAUCGCACUCUUGGUGGCAAGUACUCGCUUUUUAGGACGCCACGGCAAGAAACUAAAGUCUGUGACCAUCAUCCACUCGUCCACCACCGAAACCGUCCGUCUGCCUGACGCUGCCGACCAAGGCCUGAUCGUCCAUACCGCUGUCAGGUCAAAAUUACCCCUUAAGAAGAAAGUAGCCUUACGAACUCGCGCAUAUCGCAACAAGAAAGAUCACAAGAAAUUAGGAGAUAAAGCAUCUCCACUUCACAAUGCUAAUAAGAAACGGAAGCCGAUUAGUCAAGCUAAAUUAGAGGAAGCUCCUAAAAUAACUAAAGAAAGCACUGCUAUUGUAACAAACGCAGAAGGCAAAUCACCAAAACAUGUUAUCCUAUCUAAACAUAAAGGCAAAAUUAAGAAACGUAAGACCAAAAUGAAAAAAGAAAUAAUAGACUACAGUUCCAUGCAGAAACAUCCAGUAUCCCCAAUUAAAGAUACUGAAGCUUUGAGUAAGGUACAAAGGUGGCUCCUUAGUUCGCCACAACCCACAGCUAUUCCUAAAUCAAAAUCUAUACCCCUUGGUCUGACAGAACGAUCACAUCGACAGGCGCAGAAGAGCGCGAGAAAAACAAGACCGUCCAAAAGCGCUACUAACUUGCUGUCUGGCGAAAAAGCUCGACUUCAAGUCGUGUUCAAACCUCCAUUCAGGUUCAGUGUAAAGAUUUGUAAAAGCGACAAGACGAAAGUAGUCCUUGACAAAUCUUCAAAACCUGAUAUGGAUAGAAAAAGGCACGAAGUCUUACCUCAACAAGCAUCCGCCGAAGUAACAAAAGCCAAUUUAUCUAAUAAGGUACCUAAACAUUCUAAUUCUACUAGAACUUCCGAAAACACCGUCGCAACUAGUGCUCCUAAAUUAGAAAAACUACAAAUCCAAGAAAACCAAAGCCAUGGUUACGCAAAUUUAUUACCUCGAAGUGCCAGUGACUGUAAGUUAACAAAGAAAUUACCUGAAGUUAAAAUUCGUAAUGGACAUAAAAAGAGCAACUCAGUAGGUCAAAAGAAAGAAACUACAGAAAGUCGUCAAAACCUAAUAACCCAGGAAGACGGUGAAAACGCACACGUCUAUGAAAAUGUGGUAUUAACACAAGACGCUUUCGUCCCUAAGAGUUGCAGCAUGCCUCGGAGGCAGACUAGUGUCGGGAUGUCUCGACAGAGCAGCUACGGUCAUUUACCAAGAGCACAGAUCCGCCCACACAGACAUAGUACAAACAAUAUCAGCAGAUCCAGAAAUAGCAGUACAUCAGAGUUAGAACAUUUCUAUAAUGUUAUUGAAUCACUUAGACGAAAUAACACAAAUGAUGUAAAUACAUGCAAUACAAAUACAAGCAGUUCCUCCGGCAGCAGUCGUCAUGACAGUGCGCUUCUUAAACACAGCUCUAGUUCCCGGCAAGUCAGUAGAACUUCACGUCAGAACAGUUUAGUGGAUAAGCCGGCGCGCUCGAGUCCCACCGACUCUUGUAAACUUCAGAGACAACACAGCGAAGUAGAGCUGGUCAAGCCUCACGGCGAUGGUGGGCUAAAGGGCUUCCAACUUGUUGUGGGUAAAGAUAAGUUGAAGCGGCAGCUAAGUGAUAACGAGUUGUGCAAGUCCCGAGUUCAGUUAGCGAUGCCGAUGUCGGCCGGGGCCGAACCGCGGCAAGCGUUCUGCUGGAACAAGCGCGCCAGCCUCGACUGCGAGGCGUCGCUGCCGGCUGGCCCGCGCGUGUCCAGCUCCCGAAACAAAAAACGAACGACUUACACUUUCGGGGAACUCAAAAACACCGUCCCCAACGCAACUGAUCCAUUGCCUGCCGAAGACGUCCACAUCUCUCCCGAGGAGUUUUUAAACAUUAUUGAUAAUUAAGUAUUAUUGUGGACUAGUAGGCAUUUUUAACCUAAGGUGGUUCUUUAAUGUAUGAACAAAUAAUUAUAUUAAAGUGUAUAUUAGAUACCUAUUUGCAAGAUGUACUAUUGUCGGCUGAUGUAAAUAUUGUAAUUUGCUUUUAAUAUUAGUACUAAUGUAACCUGCCACUGAAACAGACCAUUGCUUAGUUUCUCUCUAACACUACCCAAAUAUAUUGUAAACACGAUCAUCUAAUUUAAAAGUAGGUACAUUCAUUUAGUCAAACUAAUUUUACGGGACAUAAAAACAAAACCCUGAGUUUCAUCUUCCAUUUUUUUUUUCAAUUAUUGUUUCUAUAAGGAUAAUCAUUUGUUAUAUUAAAAUCAAUAAAAGUCAAUAGAUAUAUCAAUAUCUAUUCUCCUCUGUUUGUUAUAUUGGUGUAGUAGUAAUGAAAUUACUAGCAAUGAUCUUGUUUCACUGAAUGAUCUCUAUUAAGUGAAUCUCUAUUUUUUCUACAUGCUAUGUAUUGUACAAAUUUACUCAAACCUAUGUAAAGUGUUCAUGUAAGAUUAUUUAAUUACUUUAAAAAUGCUUUACGUACUUUGAUUUAGUUACGUUCUAAUUUCCAUUUACAGAUCCACUGUUUUAAAUUUAGAUAGCUGUCAAUUAGCGAGUCAAUCAGUUAACAAUCUAGUUACCUAAGAAGUUUCAAUCUACAGCAUAUUAAUCGAAAUACAAAGUAACUUUAAUUUAAUAACUAAGGUUGAAAUAGGAUUCUAUCACUUUUCUAUACU
Molecule: messenger RNA, 5112 nt
Organism: Trichoplusia ni (cabbage looper)
Lineage: Eukaryota; Metazoa; Arthropoda; Insecta; Lepidoptera; Noctuidae
Exons: 15
Coding region: 26-4339 (1437 amino acids)
Biological process (GO): membrane protein ectodomain proteolysis; Notch signaling pathway
Cellular component (GO): plasma membrane
Molecular function (GO): metalloendopeptidase activity
Source: RefSeq, a predicted model, not a curated record